Molecule: messenger RNA, 624 nt
Organism: Bursaphelenchus xylophilus (pine wood nematode)
Lineage: Eukaryota; Metazoa; Nematoda; Chromadorea; Rhabditida; Aphelenchoididae
Source: the annotation of a GenBank genome assembly
AUGCAAUCCUUUGUCAUCAUCUCCUUGGCCGCCCUUGUCGCCUACACCAUCGCCUGCACUUGCAAAACCAAGACUUUGGAGGAGAUGUACUGCGAGUCGGACUACGGUAAGUCCAGCCCACAAAUUUGAGACAAAAUUUUUGCUUAGUUGCUCGCGUCUUUAUCACUGGAUUCGGCCCUGGACCAAACGUCAACUACACUAAAUACACCUUCAUCACCGUCCGCAACUUCAAGAUCAACAACGACACCAAUGUGGAUCCAAUUUUGCCUGCGUACUUCGAAUUCAUCACCCCUUCCACUUCGGCCACCUGCGAAAUUCAGUGGCUCAGCGUAGGCCGCGAAUACGUCAUCAACAGUAGGUUUAGAAACAAGAGAAAUGUCGCAAGUCACAUUUCGAGUACCUCUGCCGUGAACCAAAAAAUAUAUAGAUAUUUAGUUUGCUGUAACACGGCCUUUUAACGAUAAGCCGUCUAAAUUUGGAAUUUCAGCGGAAGAAACCCCAGCCAACGCCCUGUACACCAACAUCUGCCUCCAAUUCCCUCUGACCAACCAGUCCAUCGAGUACACCGAUGCGUUGACUCAGAAGGUUCAGACCUUCUCUCAAGAUCCAACCAUCUGCCAGUAA